Molecule: messenger RNA, 3080 nt
Organism: Bursaphelenchus xylophilus (pine wood nematode)
Lineage: Eukaryota; Metazoa; Nematoda; Chromadorea; Rhabditida; Aphelenchoididae
Source: the annotation of a GenBank genome assembly
AUGGUUGUCGAAUUCGGCUUUGGAUUUGUGAUGGUUGGACUUAAUGCCAUGUACUUGAAGAGGUUCUGGCAGCUGGAGUCGUAUCACAAAAGCUUCCGACAGACGUUUGUAAGAUACUCCAUAUUAUUAACGGUGUUUAAAAAAAUUUUGAAAAAAAAAAGUUUUUGCUUAUGUCUUUGUUCUCUUUGCAGCUCUCUACGAGAUUUAAGACUGAUUUAAAAUUUGCAGCCGUGAGUUUUUAGAAUAAGCGAAAGAAUUUUUUACUGCCUCGGCGGAGUGGCCAUUUUCGGCGGAGACACGGCCGAGAUAUUGAACGAUCUUUGCCGUCAAGGAAGUCAAGGAAGAAAUGCGGAGAGAUUUCAGAGCGGAGAUAAAAACAAAUUUUAGUAGUAUCUUUCCCAAGGGCAGAAAAAAAUUUUUUUGUGGAAACAGUACAGUAAGGGACCUAAUCCAGUGGCAAAAAACGUAUCAUUUUGCAUCCGGGAAGUAUCAAAAAUGUGGCUAAAUGCUUCCCUCUCCAAUUGAAACAACCCCGAUUUCAAAACCGCGCCCGCUUUUUUUGUGAGUGAAAGGGCGCGCCCUUCAAAACGAAGUUUUUUCACUUGGAGAGGGAUACAUUGUGCCACGUUUUGGUCCCCCACUAUAUAUCCUGCGUCAGAAACAAGCGUGGAGCUUUUCGUGCGAAAACAAGGGCAGAGUUUUGUACAUCAGUCUGCCGGGAAAAUAAUGAUCACAAUGUCUUUGCGCCAAUAACGUCGCCGAAGUGAAAAAAAAAAUUGAUUUGCCGCGACACAAUUCAUUUUCUCGGCAGCGGUGCAAUUUUUGGUGCGACGGAGUGCCCAUUAUUUUCCCGACAGACUGAUAUAACUAUACAUACAUAAAAAAGUGAAUUCCACUGUUUUCAGAUGGGAGUCAACGUCAUUCUCAGCUUCACAGCCCUGUUCCAUCCCCUCUCCGAGUUUGCGGACGAGUUCUUAACCUCCGCCGCGGCAGAAUAUCAACUUUCGGCGGUUCAGCGGGCCCUCCAGUAUUCGCUCUACAUCAUUGACCAUGUCGCCAUCGUCUUUCUGCAUAUGAAAUUUUACAUUUUGUCGUUUGAGCGGGUGUUUGCGUUCCGUCGGAGGACGGUGUACGAGCAUGAGGACAACAAUUUGCCGUUCAGAAUUUUGAUGUUUGUUGUAGGUGGAGAACAUUUUUCGAAUUGUGUUCAUUUUUUCCCGACGGAGUCAUAUCUUCCUAACGUCUAAUAUAUGUAAAUUCGCUUCAAAUUCAGUAAAACCUAAGCGUAGCACUUCCCCAAAAAAUCAAACUUCUCACAUAAAUAUGUCAUUAUUUUUUUCAGGCAUCAUUCGUCCUGCUCGAGCUGGUCGCGAAACUGAUUUUUUACCUAAAUUUCGAUGUCAGCGGUACGAGAGACGAACGCAUACUCAAAGCGUUGAGCAUAUGGAAAUCACCUUCAUUUUUCAUGUUCUCCUACGCCCUGUACUUCUCGUCGGUGGCGGUUGGAAUGAUCGUAUGUUGUGCUAGUUUUGACGUGCCUUUCUAAAUUUUCAAAUGGUCUUCUACAAUGGUGACGUGAAGCAACCCUUUUAAAAUUUUCCAAACACAUUGUGUAAAGGCCACGUCUCAAUUCCUAAAAAUUUCCGCUUGCGCUUUGCAAGAAUAGCCAGGAUACAGUGGGGGACCAGAUCCAGUGGCAAAACACGUACCAUUUUGCAUCCAGGAAGCAUCAAAAAAUAUGGCAAAAUAUCUCCCUCUCAAAGUGAAAAUACUCAGAGUUCAAAAGCGCGCCCGCUCUUUUUGUUAGGAAAAAAGGCGCGCCCUUCAAAACGAACUUGUUCCACUUGGAGAGGGAAGCAUUUUGCCACAUUUUCGAUACUUUCCGGAUGCAAAAUGAUAUGUUUUUUGUCACUGGAUCAGGUACCCCACUGUAAUAGCUGAUAAUCUCUCGUUUAUCCUUCAGUUCUUCAACAACAUUGGCCGCGUCCUGCGACACUAUCGAUACCACAGUCAGAGUUUGAGCGAGAGCUUCGAGAUUCACCAGACGGAAAAGAUCUCCACGAUUAUGUGGCCGGUCCUCAAGGUUUGCUUGUAUGUGGGAUGCGUGUCCACUCCGUCUCUGAUUGUCUGCAUUCACCAGGUCUUCUUCUUCAACGGCUCGGCGGCUUGGCAAAGCGCCUAUGCCAUGUGUGUUCGGGUAGGCGAUUGUGUCAUUGGUCGAGUCGAGGCUUCCACUAUCAUCCGUCUGUCUGGAAAAUAAUGAACAAAGUCGCUGCGCCGGAUGUGUCGCUGAAGUGAAAAGCAAUUUGAUUUUGUCGCGACACAAUUUAUUUUCUCGACAGCGGCGCGAUUUCUCUGACAGAGUGCUCAUUAUUUCCCCGACAGACUGAUAAAACUUGGCGAGUCAUUUUAGAUAAUGUUUUUUUAGGUAGACUACUUUAUUGUGGCGAUCUAUACGUUUUUCUCUUUUUUAUACGCUUUCCACAAGUUUGGAGUCCUGCAGAGAAGUCGGGUAUGUUUUUGAGGACGUUAACAUUCACUGAUUUGGCGCUACAACUUUCCGGCUCGUUGGCAUUAGGGGUCAACACUGUUCGUCUAUAUUUUGACUGAUAUAAUAGAAAACUUUAUAAAAAUAUUUAUUAGUCGGAUAGUUGAUCACUUUUUAAGUCUUCAUCAAGUCUCCGCCAAGCUCUUGCUGACGGGAGCUUUCAACGGUCUCUUCCACUUUUUUGUCCACUUUGGCGUUCCGUAUCACUUUUUUUAUGUGUAUCCGCCUGUCCUACGCCUCGUAUCGAUCGGUUUUCUGUUCACCCAAACUGUCGCUUGCCCGAAAAGUCAUAGCGACAAAUCAACGAGUUGAAAAGGGGUUAUGUUGGAACAAUUCAAGACAACGCUUCCAGUUGACUUUACAAGAUUUUUUGGCCAAACCUAUAGAAACAUUUUUCCAGGACCACUACGUAGCUGACUCCCACUCCACAACAAUCAUAGAUGCAGCGAAAAAAGGCCAAGACGACUAUUUCAAGAUUCUCCAAGCGUCCUGGGAAUGCCGCGAAAAGAUUCCAACGAAACUACGCUUGUAA